Molecule: messenger RNA, 2450 nt
Organism: Oncorhynchus gorbuscha (pink salmon)
Lineage: Eukaryota; Metazoa; Chordata; Actinopteri; Salmoniformes; Salmonidae
Product: pro-neuregulin-3, membrane-bound isoform-like
Exons: 9
Coding region: 1-2067 (688 amino acids)
Biological process (GO): animal organ development; nervous system development; intracellular signal transduction
Molecular function (GO): chemorepellent activity
Source: RefSeq, a predicted model, not a curated record
AUGAGCGAGAGCUCCAGAGCAGUCACAUCCGGGGCGGUGAUCCUGGAGGAGUGUCCGGAGGGGAGUAGGGAGCGAGAGCAGGCUCAAGGCCAAGAGCCAGGGCCCCUGCGCUGUGGAGGCUGCACCUUGUGGCCCCGCCAGCAGACAUGGCUAUGUGUGGUCCCUCUGCUCAUAGGCUUCAUUGGCUUGGGACUAAGCCUGAUGCUGCUCAAAUGGAUUGUGGUGGGCUCUGUUAGGGACUACGUGCCUACAGAUCUGGUGGACGCUAAGGGUAUAGGACAGGACCCCAUGUUUCCCCCCCAUCUCUCCAAGCCCAGCACCUUCCCCAAGAACUCAGACACUACCACUACUACCAUGGCAAACCCUACCUCAACCACUGUCACAGUGGUGAGGGGCAGAACUCAAACUGUUGUCGCACACCAGCCCAGUGGCACUACUACUACCGCCAAGGUGGGUAGUGCAUCAGGCAGCCAAGUUACACCUCGCAGCACCACACAACGCCAAGGCAACUCUGGGGGCGGAGGACCACAAGGCCCUGUUAUUACCACAACCACCAGCACCUCUCCUAUUAACCCCACCGUGCUGCAUGACUCCACAGAAAUGUGGACGCACAAGCACUCCGUGGAGAGGCCUGCCACCACCCCCACACGGACCCAUGUGAACCGAAAAACAUCGUCACCCACCAUUCCUCAAAUGCGCUCAGAGCAUUUCAAGCAAUGUCACGUGAAGGACCUGGCCUACUGCUUGAAUGAUGGAGAAUGCUUUGUCAUCGAGACGCUGAGUGGCCCACACAAACAUUGCAGGUGUAAAGAAGGCUACCAAGGUAUACGCUGCGACCAGUUCCUGCCGAAGACUGACUCCAUCUUAUCUGAUCCGAAUCACUUGGGCAUUGAGUUUAUGGAGAGCAAGGAGGUGUACAAGAGACAAGUGCUGUCAAUCACCUGCAUCACCGUGGGGAUCAGUGUUCUGGGCAUUCUCUGUAUGGCUCUCUACUGUCGGAACAAGAGACGCAGAGAAAAACUCCAGGCCCACUUGAAAGAGAGUUGCAGCCUCAAAAACUACAGUGGCAACGCCUCUGCUUUGGAGUCGUCCAAAUCGAGCCUGAGGCCUGACACGGGCCUGCAGCUGCAGAAUUAUUGUAAGAGGUCCUCCCAGCCACAUGAGGGAGCUGUUUGCAAGUCCAACUUUUCCCAGUGCAAUGCCACUCCUACCGACGACUCCAGAGGUCCAGGCACAGGAAAACAUUACAGAAGCAGCUCCCUUUCUCAUAGUCCAGACCAGAUAAGUAAAGCCACCCAUUGGUCAGUACCUCGUAAAACUCCGCCCAUACCCAGAGGAAGACGAAAUCCAAUUGGAGGAUCCAAACAUUCUGGCCCCGCCUACCAACACCUCCAGGAAUUGGAGUCAUCUGAGAGGGAGGUUGAAUUGUUGAAAGGGUACCAGAUUGUGAGGGCUGGGAGUGACCCGCGACAGGAUGCCUUUCUAAAUAUGCAACCCCCCAUGUUGAUUGAGCGGUCAUGGGAGAGCAGGGUGGAGGUGCGCUGCAGUCUUCUGGACCAGGGCCAGGACCAUGAUAUCUCCACUUCGACCAGGAACCUCAGGUGCCCCAGACAUCCCAGCCUCUCAUCACCUCCUCCAUUUCAGACCUGCUCCAUCCCCAUCAUCCCUUCGGUCCAGGGCAACCAGGAUGAGGUUUCCUGUUUGCAAACGGCCACCACAGGCUCAGCCACCUGCAGCGCCACGCCCAGUAUGGAAGUAGGAGGAGGAUGCUCCCUCAUCAUGCUGCACCACGCCUCCACCUCCUGCUCCUCCUCUACGGGGGGCAAGCAAGAGAAUGAGAUGGCCCUUAUCCUGGAAGAGGCCCAGGAGAAUCUCAGGGCUCUGACUCUGGCCAACAGGAAGCAGGAAGAAAGCGGAAGCUUUUCCCCUUCACCGCCCAGAGAGACGGUGUGCUUCCUGACACUCAAUGGUGGAGGAGUGAGGGGUGUGAGCCCCAAUGGACCUAUUGAGACCCAGUUACUGAGCCCUAGAGAACCCAACACAGACUCAACUCAGCCCUGCCAAUGAGAUUGUCUAAGCCCUAACGUCCUGUCUGGAUCUACAGUAAAACCUCCCUGGUGUCUUGAAAUCCAGACUGCAUCAGAGGGAUGAGAUGAAACUCAAUAGUGAAAAAAUAUAAUGAAAAAAAAAACAAUGUGCAUACUGUAUGGAAGAAUGAACAGAGGGAUGGUCUAUGAAGUUAUGAAGAGAGCAAUUAUGUAUAUGCAUUUAUUUAAUGCUCCUUCUUAGACAAAAUAAACCAAAUAGUCUGUCAUCUCCAUGGUGUUUUUAAUUACAAAAAAAAUAUAUACAGUUGAAGUCAGAAGUUUACAUACACCUUAGCCAAGUACAUUUAAACUCUGUUUUUCACAAUUCCUGACAUUUAAUCCUAUUAAACAUUCCCUAUUUUA